This is a messenger RNA of Saxophila tyrrhenica, 756 nucleotides long. RefSeq lists its product as uncharacterized. The record is from RefSeq and is a predicted model, not a curated record. NCBI's taxonomy places the organism in Eukaryota, Fungi, Ascomycota, Dothideomycetes, Mycosphaerellales, Extremaceae. The transcript has a single exon. Bases 1 to 756 code for a protein of 251 amino acids.
AUGAAGAUCCUCCUCUGCGGCGCGACCGGCUUCAUCGGCGCCGAAACCCUCGACCAAUGCCUCAAACACAACUACAUCCAACACAUCUACUGCCUCACCCGCCACGAACUGCCCACCAAAUACUCCACCCACGCCAAAGUCACCCAGCUCGUCCACGAAGACUUCUCCCAGUACCCGGAGUCUUUACUCGAUAAGCUCUCCGCCUACAAGAUCGAGGGCUGUAUCUGGUGUUUAGGCGGGAGGAGUAUGGCGAGCUUCAAGAAUAAAGAAGAGGCCGAGACGGUGGGGAUACAUUAUCCGAUCCAAGCCGCGAAUGCGUUUGCGACGAGGUUGGCGACGAAGCUGGAUCCGGAUAAGCCGCCGAUGAAGCAGAAGUAUCCGUUCAGGUUCGUGUUCGUGAGCGGGUGGGGCGCGGAGCAGGAUCAGUUCCGGAGUCUGUGGAUGUGGAAUGAUAGUCGGAAGAUCAAGGGGGCGGCGGAGAAGGGGGUGUUUGAUGUGGCGGAUACUUCGGAGGAGAUCAAGGGGAAGAGGUGUUUUGAGGCGAUUGCGCUGAGGCCGGGGACGGUUUUGACGGGAGGAGAUGCGACGACGACGUUGUUGAGCGAGGCGGUCGUGCCGUGUAUUGCUGUGGAUCGGUUGGCAAAGUGCGCGAUUAAGAUGGUGUUGGAGGGGACGGGGUAUCCGGAGAAGAGGGUGUUGGAGAAUGGGGAGUGUUUGGGGCCUGAUUGGGCGAUGAUAAAUAGUCUGAGGGUUUGA